AUGAUUCCACGUUUUAAAUACAAUAAUGUCACGUAAAAAAUAAUUUUUUCAAAAAAAAAUGAAAAAUUUUUUCUACACAUUUUACAAAUUUGAUUGAAUGUCACGUGAAAAAUUUUCAAAAAAAUAAUAAUUUUUUAAAUAAUUUUUUUUUUGCAGAGAAUUAUUUGGCGAUUCGUUACAAUGGGGCGCACUUUCAUUGAUUGUUUUGCUUGGACAACAUCGACGAUUUGAGGUGUUGGAUUUUUGCUAUCAUUUGCAUCGGGUGCAAAAGGCUGACGCCAAGGAUGAGGUUCAUAAUGGAAUUGUGAGUUUUUUUUCAAAAAAAAAAAUUGGGUGCCUGAAAUUUUUGGAUUUGAAAAAAAAGUUUUCUAGAUCAGAAUUUUGGGUUGCAAAUCAUGGAAAAUUUUAUUUCGAGAAAUUUUGAUUUUUUUCAAUGAUUUUCAGCGUAAAAUUUCACCUAGUAAAUUUUUUGACUGAUAAAAUUUGGAUUUUUUUGGAAAAAUUAAAUUUUUCUUUAAAAAACUAACUUUAGGUCCAAAAUUUUUUCAUGGAAAAGAAUCAUGGAAAAUCUCAAUUUCUGUUGUUUCCAGGUUUUUCUUGGUUUUCAGCGUAAAAUUUUAAUCAGGAAACUAUUGGCCCUGAAUACAAAAAAAUCCAUUUUAGAAAUGUUCAACUUGUCCCAAAUCCCUUCAAAAAUCCCCCAUUUUUUGUUCCAGCGCCUCGCCAAAAUGGUGGAACGAAUUCGUCGUUUCCAAUUGCUCAACAAUCAAAUCAUCGUAAUUCUCACCAAUCAAUUAAACGAGAAUAAUGACGAAGAAAUGGAACGGGUACGUGAAUUUGCGCCACCAGUUCAUCCAAAUUAUGCCAAUCGACAUUGA
This is a messenger RNA of Caenorhabditis angaria, 878 nucleotides long. NCBI's taxonomy places the organism in Eukaryota, Metazoa, Nematoda, Chromadorea, Rhabditida, Rhabditidae. The record is from the annotation of a GenBank genome assembly.